Ruditapes philippinarum (Manila clam) is the source of this 1519-nucleotide messenger RNA. RefSeq names its product GDP-Man:Man(3)GlcNAc(2)-PP-Dol alpha-1,2-mannosyltransferase-like. Lineage: Eukaryota; Metazoa; Mollusca; Bivalvia; Venerida; Veneridae. The transcript is spliced from 4 exons. Gene Ontology annotation, molecular function: GDP-Man:Man(3)GlcNAc(2)-PP-Dol alpha-1,2-mannosyltransferase activity. Gene Ontology annotation, biological process: protein N-linked glycosylation. The record is from RefSeq and is a predicted model, not a curated record. Gene Ontology annotation, cellular component: endoplasmic reticulum membrane. The coding region runs from base 116 to 1453 and encodes 445 amino acids.
UCUGACUGACACCAAAUUAAGUAGCAUUGGAAAAUAGUUAAAGAUAGAUAUGGAGUACUUAUUUCCGAAAUCACUUUCGUACACACGGAAAUAGGACAAUUUUGACACUUCCGGGAUGGUGUUGGCAGAGAUAAUAAACGGAUAUUUUAGUUUCCUGUCUGAGAUGUUUUGGCUGCUCAUAUUGAUUUGCAUAUUUUUCAUCUUUGUGUCAUUUGUGCUGUUUACAUUCAUCAAGUAUUGGAUAAGAAAGAGGGCGAAAACUUUACUACCUCAUCUGAGAGAGAGUUUUGGAUCAGGGGAGAAAACUGUUGUUGUGGGAUUCUUCCAUCCAUAUUGUAAUGCCGGAGGGGGAGGAGAGAGGGUACUUUGGGUUGCCAUUAGGUCCCUGCAGAAUAGAUACCCAAAUGUACGAUGUUUGGUCUACACUGGGGACUAUGAUGCAAGUGGUGCUGAAAUUUUACAAAAAGCAAGACAAAGAUUUAACAUAACUCUUCCAAAACCAGUGGAAUUUGUUUUCUUGAGGAGUCGGAACUGGGUUGAGGCCAGAAAAUAUCCAAUUUUCACACUCCUUGGUCAAAGCAUAGGUUCUGUAGUUCUUGGUUGGGAAGCUUUGAUGGCGUAUGUCCCAGAUAUUUAUAUUGACAGUAUGGGAUAUGCUUUUACGUUGCCUUUAUUUAAAUAUCUUGGAGGAAGUGCCGUUGGUUGCUAUGUUCAUUAUCCGACCAUAAGCACGGACAUGCUUCAGAGAGUUUCUGAGAGGGAGGCAGGUUUUAAUAACGCCUCCAUCGUAACUAGAAGUUCAUUUCUAACCAGUAUUAAAGUACUGUAUUAUAGAAUGUUUGCAUAUUGUUAUGGUCUGGCUGGAAGCCGUAGUGAUGCUGUUAUGGUCAACUCCACUUGGACAUACGGACAUAUUAAGUCCCUAUGGGGUGUAGGAGAUAAAGCAGUAAUUGUUUAUCCUCCUUGUGAUAUAUCAGAAUUCAUGAAAAUUGAACUCACGGACAAACUUAAAAAUGAUGUGCAAUCUAUUUUAUCCAUCGCUCAGUUUCGUCCAGAGAAAAAUCAUAGGCUACAAUUGGAAUCAUUUAGUAAAUUUUUGGAAAAAUAUUCUGAUAAAGAAAAAUGCAAAUACAAAUUAAUUCUCGUUGGAGGUUGUAGAGACCUAAAAGAUAGCCAGCGUGUAGAGGAAUUAAGGAAAUUAGCAGAGGAAAUGAGUAUCAAAGAUUAUGUUGAGUUUAAAUUGAACGUGCCAUUUGAAGAUCUGAAACAAAUGAUGACGGAGAGUACGAUUGGAUUACAUACAAUGAGAGAUGAACACUUUGGAAUAGGCAAGUUUAUUAAAGAAAGUUUUAAAAAAUUCGUGAAAUGUUUUAAAACUGUGACAAGAUUUUCAGAGAGUGAAUUUGACGAGGGUUUUAUAUCUGUUGUUGAAUCAUUGUUUAAACUGAAUUAAUUAGAUGUUUUAAAAUGUUCAAUAAAUUAUACUUUAUUUUUUGAUUAAAUAAAAAUCUUGUUUCUA